AUGAAUCUUGGGAAUACUAACUCGUCAGCCAUCAAUUCUUGGAAAUGGCUACAGUUCAAUCUGGUAGCAGUCCCAAUACUUCUGCUAUCAAUUGCAUUUUUAACAAAUUUACGGACGCGCUAUACUUAUGGAAGUGCUGGCUGUAAUUCAAUUCUUAAAGGAGGCCGAUACCUUGAUAACCCUUCGUUUUUCCCGCAUCAGUGGCAGCCAGAUGGUUGCACCUUACACAAAUACUCAGAACAAACUUCACCAAAUGAAUUGAGUCCUUGUAUUUUGCCCGGCGAUGAAAUUAUAUUUUAUGGUGAUUCGACUGGCCGCCAAAUUUUUCAUGCAAUGGGCAACCUUAUCCAACAAGGAGCUGUUCUUGAUGCCAAAACUCAUACAGUAUCCUUCAACGUUCACAAUAUCACUAUAACAUUUGUAUGGGCACCCUUUUUUAACGAUACCGGUAACGAUAUCAUUAAAGACAUUGCAAAACUUGGUCCGGAUUCUGAAUACAAAAAAGAAGCCAAUGGUCGUGCAACACCUGACGCAUUACGACCACCAAAAACAUUUUUAAUUGCGACAGGUGGGUUCUGGUUUGCACGAGAUUUGGGUGAAGAAGCUCCUAAAAUUUUUAAAGAACGGCUACAAUCUUUAGUAGACACCAUACUGAAUGCUAAACCUGGUGCUUUUGAAAACUCAUAUUUUGUGCCUAUUAUGAUGCCAUAUUAUUUAAACCUUAGUGAUAGAAACCGAGAUUUUUUAACACCAGAGUCUGUGGGCAAUUUACUAACGAUUUCAGAUGAAGUUUUUUCCUUCAAAAGAGGAAGUAAAGGUGGCCCUGGGAAAGGAGGCGAAAUUUACAGCUCUCUUGAUUCAUCAAAACUUGCUAUCAAUUAUGUUCCAGUUGUCUCGAAUCUUGCUGGAGAAAAUAAUCCAGGACUUUUUGACUCUAAAGGCGUGCAUUUUGCGGCUGCUGCAAGAUAUGUCGAAGCCAACAUUUUUUUAAACCAUAUGUGCAAUAAAGAAUUGGCACUAGAGAGACAAGGUUUUGAUAAAGAGCAUGAUAUAGAAUCAUUUUCUGGUACGUGUUGUGUUCAAUACCCUAAAGUUUCAUAUUUGCAUUUAGCUGGCGCUAUCUUGAUUAUUACCGUUGGUUGCAUGUUAUUAUUUAAAGUUCAACGAGACUACUUGUUUAAAGCAGUGCCAAUUUUAGUUACUAUUUUAUAUGUCUACACUGCAGAGCGGACACACACUUUUAAUACCACCAUGCUAUUUUACGAUUCAAGAAAUUUGUUAGUUUUCCUUCAAAUUUCAUUCUUUUUAGGGCUUUUCUUUAUCAAAGAAGGUAAACCGAUAGUUGAUGGUUUUACAUUUAGCGAAAAUUUUAUUUUAGAGUUUAAAGGGAUAUGCAUCGUUAUGCUUAUUUUGAUUGAGUUUACAGGUUACGAUCUUGAGUUUGAUGAAUUUAGCGGUGCCAUUUUGGGUCGAAUUUUUUAUUCAUGCUGGACAGCUUUUGAAGUUUACCAGUUUACUUUAGAACUUUUCCGCUCUAAAAGUUUUUCUCCUAAAGAACGAUCUUUAUUUUUGGGAAUUAAAUUUAUUCGUCUUCUAUUUCUCCCUACAAUUAUUUCUUUUGUUUUAACAUAUAAAGAAAGCCCAAGCAUAUUUCAUUAUUGGGGACCGACUGUUGUUCGUCUUGCUUUUUGGUACAUGUUUGUGAUUUCAUUUCACCCUGCUACAAAGUUUGUUCCUGAAUACUUAAAAAAUUAUUUGCCAUUGUUUUUGGUUUUCUUUGGAUUUAUCAUGUACCCCAUAUCAUCCUCAAUAGACCUAGGAAGAGAGGCUAUUUCUAUUUCUUAUGAUUAUGUUUUGAUUUUCCUAUCAGUUGCUUCAGCUAUUUGUGGUUCAUUAACAUCAUCAAAUUACUCUUUAGAUUUUAAGCAGUCAUAUGGAAGAACUUUUUUUGCUGCCCUGAUAUUUGCUAUUGUUAUCAAUAUUGCUUAUUACCUUGUUCCGGUAUAUUUUCCCAGCGUCAUUGGAUCAUUGGUAAAUCCUUCUCUGCUUGAAUGCAACAACAAUGUUCGUGAAGCAGCUAUAUUUUUCCGAGGUUUGUCAUAUACCCCUAUAAGUCACUUUUUCCUUACUUUGAUUUUUGUUGUUACCUGGAUAGCAUUGCGAACCCAAAUUUCGCCCAAUACGUAUAUGAAUUUUUUUGUCGAAUCUGGCAAAUGUUCUUAUGAGGCCAUUGUGUUACGCUUCCAUAUUGCUCUUACCGCAUCUGGUUCAGUUUUGCUUUGGCUACUUCCAGGAGGGUCUGGGGUAGUUGUUUCAGGACUGCUGAAACGUGCCUAUCAAGUAAUUUCAAAAGAUACACCAAUUAAUAAUUUUGAAUUCCCUGGUGAACUUACAUUUCAAGCUAAGUGCAUUUUCAAUGCUUUAUUAGUUUUCACUAUAUUCAGUUUGCUUGUGAGUUCUUUGGGUUCUAUUUGGGCCAAUUUGAAAAUUUUACAACCAAACAAUGACAUUGAAACCCUAGAAAAAUCCUCUGAAAUGGAUCCAUAA
Molecule: messenger RNA, 2547 nt
Organism: Magnusiomyces paraingens
Lineage: Eukaryota; Fungi; Ascomycota; Dipodascomycetes; Dipodascales; Dipodascaceae
Exons: 1
Coding region: 1-2547 (848 amino acids)
Source: RefSeq, a predicted model, not a curated record